AUGCGCGUCAAGGGAUCAACUUACUUUCCUGAAGAUCAACCAUGGAUCCUCCGAAACCUAACAACCAAGGAAUUCGUUCGCUCCGAGGCUGUUGCUUUGAAGCCUCAAUACAUUCGUGGACCAAGUAUUGACGUCUUGGGCUUUGGGGACGUUCUACUGUAUCGUAUAUUAUGGUCAAAACCGCGAGGUAUUUUUCCAGACAUGUAUCGGGGUAUUUGGGCAGGUCAUCGCUUCGAUAUCGUAGCUCUAGCAAAACACAAGGAGGACACAAAGGGCACAGAGUGGAGGGACGUGAGCGAGGAGGUUGCCAAGGAGAUCGCCACCAUCUAG
Metarhizium acridum CQMa 102 is the source of this 330-nucleotide messenger RNA. Lineage: Eukaryota; Fungi; Ascomycota; Sordariomycetes; Hypocreales; Clavicipitaceae. The record is from RefSeq and is a predicted model, not a curated record.